AUGCGCGUUGAUUAUUUGUAUGGUGCAAGAGACAGUGAGAAUAUAGACGAUUUAGUGGAGACGGGAACUGAAAAUGAAGGUUUAUUCUCCAAUCAGUUCGAAACUGAGGAAGACUACAACAACGAUUUUGAAGAAUCUGAAAAAGAAAAAGAACGAAAAAUGCAAGAAAUCCUUCCAUUUCCAUUGCCAUCUCCGCCCCAAAUAGAUCUCGAUGAGAUGGUGAACAAAUUAUUACAAAAAACUCGAGUUAAUCCGCGAAUGCCAAAUGAGUUCUUUAUCUUCCGUAAAGUAAUUGUCAAAGAACUGAAAUCAUUAGCUGCUACAAGAACCACCAACGGACAAAGCAAAAAAGCAAAAAUGACCAAAGUGUCGAAGAUGGCAUCGGAUUCUUGGAGAGUCGCGCCGCAAUCCGUAAAAACUGAAUAUCGGAAAUUAGCACGCGAAGUUGAACGAAUGUAUAUCGAUGCAAAAACUAAACAAUGCAUCAACAACAAUAAUAGUGGUAAUGAUAAUACGCAGUAUGACAAUCAAGAAUUCGAGAAUCUAUUCAACCUCAACUGUUACUAUACUCCCCUUUCAAACUUACCCGUUACCACUCUCAGCAAUGAUGCCAUUGAUACACCAACUACUGCAACCACUAAUUAUUCCCCGUUUAGUCAAUAUGAUUACUCAACCUUAACUCCGAUGACCGCUGCUUCGUGUGAUUCAUUUGCGGAUGAUCAAACAUCGCCAUUAUUAAGCAUGAUGUCAACAAAUCCGCCGCAACAACAACCACCAACUUUAUCUGAUAUCGAUUUUCUCCCUGAAUUAUCGUUACUCGAUCUUUAA
This is a messenger RNA of Ambispora leptoticha, 828 nucleotides long. The record is from the annotation of a GenBank genome assembly. NCBI's taxonomy places the organism in Eukaryota, Fungi, Glomeromycota, Glomeromycetes, Archaeosporales, Ambisporaceae.